UACAAAUGAUCCAUACUUUCUAUUCAAUCCAACACGAAAAUUUUCGUUCAGUAACUCAAUGCCCGAAGCUAAAAUUGGGGAACAUUAUAAUGCGUGCCUCUUUCCGACGAAGUUCAUUUUUCUCAUCCUGGCUUUCCGAGUGUAAAAUCUCUUUUUAAGCACCUAUCGGAGAGACGACAAGUACUUGGUUCAAAGCGAAGACAUUUUUCUCCAGACAAGAUGUUUCGAUAUCUCUCUUCAUUCUGUCUCCAGCUGGUUCUGCUCUUGGGUCAUGUCCAUUGCAAUUCAUCAGUUAGCCGUAGGUUUGAAAGAGGCUUACAUUCAAGCUAUGGCCGCCACUCGCAUAAACUCUCAGUGAAAGACCUUGCUCUUGAAUUGGCAAAGAAGCACUUGCUCAAGAUGAUCCUCAAUGAGCAGCAUGAUUUAGACAAAGCAAAAGAGAGUGUUUACAUCCUGGAAAAAGACAGGUGCACAAACCUCAAAUCUGUUGGACAACCUGUCACCCACAACACCCGUUAUCGAUACUAUGGAAACUGGAUGAAAGACCCGCUAGGAAUCAUGGGUGCCGAGACCAUAUUUACCAUGGAAAAUUAUUACGGAAGAGUGAUUCAAGCGUUUGAAAACAUGGAAAAGUUCAAGGCCGGUGUAGUUCACAAAUCUUACAAUCUGCCUUACUACUUUGAUGGAACUGGAGCAGUAGUGUAUGGACCAUACCUCUACUACAACAGAGCCAACUCCCCCUAUAUCAUUAAGUAUAAUCUUCACACACAGAGAUUGGAGGCUCAAAUAAGUGUCAGCGGGUUUAACACACGAAAGAACUACUAUGGUUGGGGAGGUUAUUCUGGAAUGGACUUAGCAGUUGAUGAGCAUGGAUUGUGGGGACUGUGGGGGAGUACUGGGAACAGCAGACGUCUUUAUGCAUCCAAAAUAGACGUGGUCAUAAACACAGUUACCCAAACUUGGAGCUUGAGAACAGAACGAAUGACUUCAAUGGGAAAUGCUUUUGUGGCCUGUGGAGUGAUUUACUGUAUUGACAGUUACAGCGGCAGAACCACCAUCAACUUUGCUUAUGACACUAAGACAAGUAAACAGUGGAAUCCCAACAUACAGUUCAUAAACCAGUAUGGUCACAACUCCAUGGUGGACUAUAACCCCAGGGAAAGAGUGCUGUAUGCUUGGGACUACAGGCGUCUCGUUACCUACCCUCUCACCUUUGAGGAAAAAUAGAUUCAUGCAAGAUCUAAAAGAGAACAAACCCAAGCAAUAGAUGUGAAACUUCAAGAU
Stylophora pistillata is the source of this 1284-nucleotide messenger RNA. Its product is annotated as noelin. Gene Ontology annotation, biological process: signal transduction. The record is from RefSeq and is a predicted model, not a curated record. NCBI's taxonomy places the organism in Eukaryota, Metazoa, Cnidaria, Anthozoa, Scleractinia, Pocilloporidae.